Adelges cooleyi (spruce gall adelgid) is the source of this 2186-nucleotide messenger RNA. Its product is annotated as probable ATP-dependent RNA helicase DDX5. Gene Ontology annotation, molecular function: ATP binding; RNA binding; RNA helicase activity. The coding region runs from base 266 to 1924 and encodes 552 amino acids. Lineage: Eukaryota; Metazoa; Arthropoda; Insecta; Hemiptera; Adelgidae. The transcript has 13 exons. The record is from RefSeq and is a predicted model, not a curated record. Gene Ontology annotation, cellular component: ribonucleoprotein complex; cytoplasm; nucleus.
UUUGAUAUAAUUUUUUGUAUGCCUUUUUAAUUUUGAAGUUCAAUUAUUUAUAUGCGAGAUCAUAAUAUUUACAUCUAUAAAUCUUACUAUCGAAUAUAAAACUAGUGUGAGGUAGAAUCGUAAGAUUCUCACACCUACCUGCUCUUAGAAAGUACUAAUAUUAUCUAAUAACAAAAUAUGAUGGCUCUUAACCGUAUUCCUAAUUAUUGAUACCUACUUUAGUUUCAUUAGAUAUUAUAAUUAGUUUUGACAUUUCAAGUUUAAUAUGGGAUAUAGCAGAAAUCCAAUAAAUACAAUGAGAGAUCGACGAAGGGAUCGAGGUCGGCGUAGCCGUAGCCCAAUGCGUAGACGAGGUGGUGGUGGUCGAGGUGGAAGAAGUGAUCCUGGCUCAAAUUUACGGAAACCAAAAUGGGAUAUGAAAAAAUUAGAACCAUUUAAAAAAGAUUUUUAUGUUCCCAACGAAGCUGUUAAUAAUAGGUCCAAGGCUGACGUAGAAAAAUAUCAAGAAGAAAAAGAAAUAACCCUAGUAGGUGAAAAUAUUCCAAAACCAAUAUUCAAAUUUGAAGAAAGUGGAUUUCCUGAAAUUAUUCUUAAAGAAUUAAGGAAGCAAAGUUUUGUUGAACCAACUGCCAUCCAAGCCCAGGGUUGGCCAAUUGCAUUGUCUGGAAAAAAUUUGGUCGGUAUAGCAUCAACUGGUUCUGGGAAGACUUUAUCGUAUAUUAUACCAGCUUUAAUACAUAUUUCACACCAACGUAAAUUGUCUCGUGGCGAUGGUCCAAUUGUGUUAGUUUUGUCUCCCACACGGGAACUUGCCCAACAAAUACAAAGUGUCUGUGACGAUUUUGGGGACGCUUUUGGUGUUAGCAGUACAUGUCUGUUUGGUGGGGCUCCAAAAAGUGGACAAGCAGCUGAUUUAAGCCGUGGAGUCGAACUGAUCAUAGCUACACCAGGACGUUUGUUAGAUUUCCUAGAACAAGAACGUACAAAUAUGUGUCGAUGCACAUAUCUUGUGUUGGACGAGGCCGAUAGAAUGUUAGACAUGGGUUUUGAACCACAAAUAAGAAAAAUUAUUGACCAGAUUAGACCUGAUAGACAAGUGUUAAUGUGGUCGGCAACAUGGCCCAAGGAAGUAAGAAAUUUAGCAGAAGAAUUUUUAGAUGAUUAUAUACAAAUAAAUAUUGGCUCAUUAACAUUGGCAGCUAAUCACAAUAUUCAACAAAUAGUAGAAGUGUGUCAAGAGUAUGAUAAAGAAUCAAAAUUAAUAACUCUCUUGAAGAAAAUAAUGGACGAAGAUGAAAAUAAAACAAUAAUUUUUAUUGAAACCAAACGACGUGUUGAUGAAAUAACUCGUAAAAUAAAAAGGAAUGGGUAUUCAGCUGUUUGUAUUCACGGUGAUAAAUCACAAUAUGAAAGGGAUAAUGUUUUGAAAGAUUUCAGAGAUAGUCGAUAUCCAAUAUUAGUUGCUACAGAUGUUGCUGCCCGAGGACUUGAUGUAGAAGAUGUAAAAUUUGUGAUCAACUUUGAUUACCCAAAUAAUUCUGAAGACUAUGUACAUCGUAUUGGACGUACAGGCCGUUCUCGUAAGACAGGGACAGCUUAUACUUUUUUCACUCAAUCGAAUGCCAAACAAGCAGCUGAUCUAGUGGCUGUUUUAACUGAAGCUAAUCAGACUAUAAGUCCAAAGUUGAAAGAAAUUGCUGAUAAUUGGCGUUCUAAUGGAGUAUCGGGAAGAGGUGAUAGACGACGUGGUUGGAGAAAUGGUAGAUCAAAGAAAUCAAGAAGUCGAUCUAGAAGUCGUGAUCGCUAUAGACGUAGAUCAAUUACUAGGUCAAGAUCAAGAUCUUACUCCAGAUCUAGGAGUCGUAGUCGUUCCAGAUCUUAUGAUAGACAUCGUAGACAUCGAAGAAGCAGAAGUUCAGACUAAGUAUACCCAUUAGCAACAAAAUAAAUUCUUUUAUAUUUAUAUAUAUAUUUUUUUUAUUAUAUCUAUUAAACUUUGAAGAAACAAUCUACAAACAAAAAAAUACUAGGAUAUUGGUAUAAAUAAUAGUAAAAUAUGUUUUAUCGUUUUAUUUUUUUAUGUGCUUAAAUAUAUGUCUUUAACACGCAUCGACGAAACACAAUUUGACUUAUAAAUGUUAUUAUUAAUAAAGUUUUGUAUUCAACACAUAAUGAAAUCUCUAAAU